GGAGGGGGCCGCGGGGAGCCCCCCGCCCCCCGAAGGAGGAGUCUGGCUCCCACUUGCUGCCUCGGACGCGCGGCGAGGCGGCCGCCGGAGCAGCCCCCGCCCCGCUCGCCUCCCCCCCGGAGCCGGGCCCCUGCCUCCCUCCGUGCGCGCUGCUCGCGGCCGCGGCCGCCGAAGAGGAGCCCGGGGCCAGUCUGUUCCCAGGUCCGGCGCGGGACCCGGCGGCGGCGGCGGCGGCGGGAGAUGCCCGGGCGGCCGGCCGAGGCCCAUGUGGCGCGCUAGGUGGGACCCCGGCGUCCUGAAGGCCGAGGCCCUGGCCCUGCUGCCCCGCGGCCUGGGCAUGGCGUUCUCCCAGGCCCACGUGAUGGCCCCGCGCCGGCACCAGCACGGGCGGCUCGUCGUCGAGGUGGACGAGUACAGCUCCAACCCCACGCAGGCCUUCACCUUCUACAACAUCAACCAGGGCCGCUUCCAGCCUCCGCACGUGCAGAUGGUGGACCCUGUGCCUCACGAUGCCCCCAAGCCGCCCGGCUACACCCGCUUCGUCUGCGUGUCCGACACCCACUCCAGGACAGACCCCAUCCAGAUGCCGUACGGCGACGUGCUCAUCCACGCCGGCGACUUCACGGAGCUGGGCCUCCCGAGCGAGGUGAAGAAGUUCAACGAGUGGCUUGGCAGCCUGCCCUACGAGUACAAGAUCGUGAUCGCCGGCAACCACGAGCUGACCUUCGACCAGGAGUUCAUGGCCGACCUCAUCAAGCAGGACUUCUACUACUUCCCGUCCGUGUCGAAGCUGAAGCCGGAGAACUACGAGAACGUGCAGUCGCUGCUGACCAACUGCAUCUACCUGCAGGACUCAGAGGUCACGGUGCGGGGCUUCCGGAUCUACGGCUCCCCGUGGGUACGGUGUCAUGGCGGAUGGGACCACCACCUAUGUGAAUGCGUCCGUGUGCACCGUGAACUACCAGCCCGUGAACCCACCCAUCGUCAUCGACCUGCCCACGCCCCGGAACUCCUGACUGCCCCCGCUGUCGCGGCCCUCCCACCCGCCGCAGCUGCGUGUGCCUGGCUGAGAGCACGGACCCCCGCCGCCCCCUUCCAUGCAGACAACCCGUCUGGCCGCGGGGACCAGCCCCGCAGGUGCAUCGAGGCCUUGGAAUGAAGCACCUCACCCCUGACGCUCCAGCCUCUGUCACCUGGAGUCGGGACCCGUGGGUCUUGGGGGUUCUGUGUUUGUUGCUGUUUCCGCGUGGAUUCCGUGUCCCUCGGUGCAGGACCGACCAGCGGUGGCCUGUUGUGCUGGGGAAGGGCCUGCGCUUCAUCCUUCGCCGCCGGCCGCCUUCGUGGGGGUUCUGGACGGACUGUGGAAGUUCUUGCACAAAGCCUCCCUCUAGCCAAGGGUCCGCGUGGCUGCCGCGUGGCUGGGUGGGUGGGAGGUUGUAUCGUCGGGACGAGCAGCCCUCCUCCGCUCCCAGGCUGCAGAGGAGGCGCCCUGCUGCGCCGCGCCCGGGAGUGUCCGCAACGUCUCGGGAACGCGACUGCCCUGGAGGCCGGCGCACCGCGGCCCGCGUGGCUCUCGUGGUUCCCGUGGUUCCACCGCGGCCCGCGUGGCUCCCCUUUGCUCCUGUGGGCGUCUUUGCUGACGCUCACUCGCUCGGAGCCUGGGUGAUUCAGGGGGGUUGGUUCUACAGAACGAGCCCGGGACCGGCUGCAGGGCUGCCAAGCCACGGACGAGGCCUGGUCCCACGGGGGCUCCGCUGGUCUGCAGAACUCGGCAGCCUGGAGGGCCCACAGGCCGAGGCCACCCUGCCACGCGUGUGCUCAGGCUGGCGUGCACCGUGCACACGCAUGCACACACAUGCACACCCCUCUUAAUUUAACGAGCGGAUCCCAUGCUUCUCAUUGCCGUCCUCGAAUGCCCCCCGCCGUGGGUUUCCCUCAUGCUGGUGGGAUUCCACCCGGCGCGCCCACAGCGGAGGAUGGCCGAGUGGGUCAUGGACCUCGUCCCAGCGCCAGCUGGCCCAUAGCGGGAGGUGGCACGUGACAGCACAGGCCCCGGGCACAGGGGUCUCCCUUUUCUUUUUAAAAAUCAGGACUGGGGGGGGGGGCCUUGGGCUGAAUCUCUGAGGGAGGGGCAGCCGGCAGGGCCUGGCGGGGAGCGGCGAGGGAGGCAGGGUGGGCACGCGCAGCCUCAGGUCUGUCUUCGUUUAUAAUUUGGCUCUUUUGUUCAUCAUGGAUGUUUUUGCAUCGACUUUGAUUUUUAAAAAUAUUGCAUUAAAAUAGUAUCCAUUAGCGUCCUCACUGAGGUUUUGGGUAACCCCUUAAAUUGUGCACCCGAGAGGAGAGACCGACUCGCCUCCCCCCAGUCCCAGCCCAGGAACCAGCAUGUAAUGAGCCCUUUGCUGUUACAUCUCAGUCAAGCCUGCAAGGUGGGUACUGUUGGUCCCAUUUUAGAGAUGGAGAUAGAGCCCAGAGAGGGAGGUAACUUGCCUGGGGCUGCACAGCUCAAAAGGGGCAGAGGCAGGAUCUGAACCUUGCUUUCCCCUCCCCCCCCCACCCCCCCAACGCUCCACCCUGCAAGGCAAUGCGUGUCCAAGGUUCUUGUUUUUGGUAACUUACGGUCCCGUUUAGACCUGUCUGGUUCAUUUCUCAUGGCGCCCCGCAGCCCUGAGGGUGCUGUCCCCGCAUCCUGGCAUCCCCAAGACCCGGAUUCCUUCCUACGCGGGCGAGGCUCCCUGUGGGGCUCGGGGCACCGUGGGGGCAGCCACACCGCACUGGCCCAGGUCAGCUUCGCGCUUUGGGGGCAGGGCUUCAGGAGCCCUGUUUGGCCCAAGUGGUUCCUGGCGGCUGGGGUGUUCACGAGGUCCCGGGGGUGCCCCAGACGCAUGGCGUGUGUGCGGAGUUGGGGGGGGGGGGGAGACACAAGGCCCUUUCAGUUGCCUCUACUGCAUUUCUAUGUGGACCAAGAUCUAUAAACUUAAAAAAAAUUUUCCUAAAGUAUCUUCAGAAUAGGGUGUAUUUUUAUGUGGAGAAGACGUUACGAAGGCAGCUGUUACUUUAAGAGAAAAUGCAUUAGAAGUCCUUGAGCUACGAGAGCUGAUGCGUGCUCCUCAACCAUUUUGGCAUACCUUGAUUGUGGCUGUAAUUUUUUUGUCAAGCAUGUCAGACAAUAAAGUCUUUGUAAA
Molecule: messenger RNA, 3182 nt
Organism: Myotis myotis
Lineage: Eukaryota; Metazoa; Chordata; Mammalia; Chiroptera; Vespertilionidae
Gene: MPPED1
Product: metallophosphoesterase domain containing 1
Exons: 5
Coding region: 266-1159 (297 amino acids)
Molecular function (GO): hydrolase activity
Source: RefSeq, a predicted model, not a curated record